UAUAAUAAAAACUGUCUUGUUUUUUUACAAAUAUUUUUUUAUAUGGAAAAGUUCAAAAAAUUUAAGAUUGAUCAACAAUUUUUCUGUGGUGGGAACUCCGAAGACCCUUUAAAUUUAGAAAGCAUAUGUCCCGAAGAUUUUAAUAAAUGUAAUUAUAUUGGAGAAAAUCAGAAAAGUGAUACAAGAUUAUCAAUACUACAAAGAGAAUGGGUAAAGGAAAAAAAAGUUUUAGAUAUAGGUUGUAACACUGGAUUUGUUACAAAAUAUAUAGCAAAGCACUUGAAUCCAUCUAAAAUUAUUGGAUAUGAUAUUGACAAUAAUUUAAUUAAAAAGGCAAAGAUUGAUUUAUUAAAGGAUCUAGAUAUUAAAUAUCAUAAGAAGCCUAAUAUAAUUCAUAAUACCUCUACAUUGUAUUUAUAUCCAACUUACAAUGAUGAAACAAAACACAAAUAUCCUUAUAAUAUAGAUUUUAUCACAGCAAAUUAUGUUUGUGAAUGUCAAGAAAUUUUAAAAAUUCAAAGGCCUGAAUUUGAUAUCAUUAUAUGUUUAUCAGUUUCAAAAUGGAUUCAUUUGAAUUGGGGAGACAAUGGCCUAAAGAUUACUUUCCAAAGAAUAUACGAACAAUUGAAUGAUAAUGGAAUUUUUUUCUUUGAGCCUCAAGAAUGGAUGAGUUAUAAAAAAGCCAAAAAAAAAACAAAGCUUUCAUUCACUCACCUAAAUUUUAAGCCGAACCAGUUUAAGUCUUACUUACUGAACGAGGUUGGAUUUUCUUACGUCAAGGCCUUUUAUCCCCAAAAAUCUUCUUCAAUUGGAUUCGAGAGGACUCUAUACGUGUUCCUUAAAGCCGAAAAGGGGACGAUUACAGAACAUUUAGUCAAGGAAUUAAAUCUAGAGGGUGGUGAAUAUACCACAGCCUGAUGAAAUUAAAACGAAUUGCUUAUUUAUAAUAUAUUCCACUUAUAAAGGGUGUAGUAUAUUUCAUGAUUCUUGUAAUAUUUAUAAUAGGUAAAUAAAUAUAUAUUGCCUGCUGUAACUGUGAUUUUACUUCUUUUUUAAUAUAUGAAAAAUAUUAGUAUUAUAUUUUUUUUUCUCCAAAAAUUAUUUAGCCAAAAAAAAUUAUAUUAUAUUUUUAAAUUUAAAAUUUUUUUUUGAAUAUAA
Gordionus sp. m RMFG-2023 is the source of this 1158-nucleotide messenger RNA. Its product is annotated as probable RNA methyltransferase Y17G7B.18. Bases 43 to 918 code for a protein of 291 amino acids. Gene Ontology annotation, molecular function: snRNA binding; RNA methyltransferase activity; O-methyltransferase activity. Gene Ontology annotation, biological process: snRNA modification. The record is from RefSeq and is a predicted model, not a curated record. NCBI's taxonomy places the organism in Eukaryota, Metazoa, Nematomorpha, Gordioida, Chordodea, Parachordodidae. The transcript is spliced from 5 exons.